GGAAGCACUGCAGGCUUGAAUGUCGAAGUAUUGCGUGCGCUUCUGGAGUUGGGACGAAAAGUAACGCUUGUGAGAGGAGCCGAGCGGAGGAGCGUAGCGGAGCGGGCCGCGGGCAUCAUUCGCGGUCCGACUGUGGAACGGCGCGGACGACGCCUACGCGCUUCCCGGUCAUCGGACUUAACUUCCAAACGUUCGUCUUCCUUCCUUCUUGGACCACCAUGAGGUCCGGAGGAACCCCGCUAGCGGUCCUCCUGCUUGUCCUCGUGGCAUCAGUCUUGAAGGUAUCUGCGAAUGACCUAUACUGGGAAGGAGAAGAGGACGCGUCAAAUGAAUUCCUGGAAGUUAAACAUGAAGACUCAUCACUCCUCGGCGGCUUGAGUAGAACGAAACGGCAAUGGUUUGACACGUGGUGGUCGUCUCCGAAGAAAGAGGAAGAAGCGGAGACGGUCACGGAGGCUGAUCCAAAUGACAAUCCAAGUUAUGGAAAAGAUGAUGCUGACGUCGACGUUGGAUCCGGGGCACCGGAUAAGAGCGAGUUAGAGCCUAAAGAAAAGACUCUUCGUGUCACCUUCUUGGUCAUGGAGCCGUACAUCACGGCAUACUCCAACAGAGACUCGCCUGAGUUCCUGAACAUCUCGCGAUCAUUGGCGAAUGCUGUUGAUCUGCUCUUCGAAAGUCUGCCUGGAACCCAGCGCUCAAGCCUAGUCAGGAUACAAUCCCUCGUCAACGACGAUUUCCUAUGCAAGGUUACUUUGGACAUCGUGACAACCAGAAAUGAAGAUACGGACACCAUCAAAGAGAUACUUAGGAAUCACAUCAAGAAUAAUGGACGCUUGGGCGAAACAUCUGUUAGAGACGGAGACUUCAGCGCUCAGUUGAUAGACCCAGGUACAACGUUCGAAUGUGAUGAAAACGAAUUCACGUGCGACGAUAAUAUCUGUUUACCACUCACAGUUAAAUGUGACAAGCAUGCUGAUUGCAAAGAUGGCACAGACGAACUCGAGUGUCCUGAGACUCCUGAACCAACGACGACCAAGGAACCUUUACCUGAAGACGACUACGAUGAUAGGGAUGAUACAUUUGACAAUCAAAAUAAUUAUGAUCAGUACUCGUCACCACCAGACUAUCAAACGAAUUAUACCCAACCUGACGUCACCGGUAGCAGUCCAUAUGAAGCAGCAGUUCCUAUUUCAGCAAUACUGCCUACUAGUACAACUACCGUAUCUCCAGAUGACUAUUAUCAAAGUAAUAGAGGAGACUUAGGAAAUGCCGAUUCAUCUAUUGCCACUACCGAAAAUCUGCCUACGGAGCUGCCAGAGACUACAGUCAGAGUACCUGCUGUCACCGCUGCUGAAUUUGCCUGCCCCCCAACCUACAUUCGGUGUGACGUCAUGCGCUGCAUUGAACCGAACCGCGUCUGCGAUGGUGCCAGCGACUGCACUGAUGGAACUGAUGAAGCCAACUGUCCCAACCGAACAUGUGGCGACGACGACUUCCAUUGCCGUAGCGGAGCUUGUAUCGAGUCCAGCCGCCGAUGCGACAACGUCUAUGAUUGCCCAGACCAUGACGACGAAUUUGGUUGUGAUUGUCGGCCCGAUGAAUUCCGUUGCACUAGCGAUGGUAACUGCAUCGAAGAACGUAAGAAGUGCGACGGAGUACCACACUGUGCUGACGGCUCUGAUGAGUUAGAUUGCCCCACUGGCUACUUUAAAUGCAGAAAUGGCAAGAUUAUUCCCGAAUCUUUAAGAUGCAAUCGUCAUUACGAUUGUACGCCAGAAGAUUUAUCCGACGAACAGAACUGUCCUUGUGGUGCAAACGACUUCAAGUGUGGUAACGGCUACUGCAUCCCUGCAUCCAAACAUUGCGACCGCACGAACGAUUGUCAGGAUGGUUCUGAUGAACGUCAUUGCUCUUAUGGCACAGUUUGCAUGGCUUAUGAAUAUGAAUGCACGAAUGGAAUGUGCGUGCAAGCCGAUGCCAGAUGCAACGGAACGGUGGAGUGUGAUGACGGCUCCGACGAGACCAGCUGCCCCUGCAAAAGGGACCAAUACCCAUGUCGGGAUGGUUCUUGUAUAAAUAUAGCAUAUCUUUGUAAUGGUCGGGAUGAUUGCAGUCAAGGCGAAGACGAGUACAAUUGCCGUACGUCGUGUCCUCCGGAUAGCUUUACCUGCAACCCAGGCUCUAGAGUCCUAUGCGCUGGUAAAUGUAAUGGCAAUCCUGAAUGCGACGGGGGUGAAGACGAAGAAGGCUGUGAAGCCUGUGAACACGAAUGCGAUGGGCGAUGUUUACCGACGACUGACAUUUGCAACGGCGUUCGAGACUGUUCGGACGGCUCUGAUGAAGUCAGCUGUUAUCACUGUGAUCGUCCCGAUGACUUCAGAUGUGACACCGAUGAAUGUAUUCCGUACUCGUUACGUUGCAAUGGGAUCCCUGAGUGUGCUGAUGGUAGCGAUGAGAAAAACUGCAAUAAGACCAUGAUCACUAGCCCUGAACAGCAAUGCACUUUCGAACAGUUCAGGUGUCUCUCUGACAAUACUUGCAUCGACAUUAACUUCUUGUGCGAUUACCACGAGGAUUGCGAAGAUGGAUCUGAUGAAGCAAACUGCCCGUGUCCUGAAGACAGCUACCAAUGUCACAACGGUCAAUGCAUGUCAACUUCGGUGUUCUGCGACGGUCACGUUGACUGCUCAGAUGGCUCUGAUGAGGUCAACUGCCCCGAGUCCACCACCGUUCGGCUACCAGUGACUACCCGGGUCGUCUAUAAUUACCCUACAACACAAAGAUACCCCAGCAGAGUUCCUGUCAACAGCAAUGGUCCACCAGCGCUGAAACUGAUGACCUACCCAGCAAACCAGUCAGUCAGACACGUGAACUCGGGAGGAGAUGUGGUCUUCCAAUGUCGUGAUGAGGGACCUCUGCGUGCGAACGUCAGAUGGACCAAACAAGGAGGAAGUAUCAAGUCCGGCUCAACUGAUGUCCGAGGACGAUUGGAAAUGUACAAAGUUACCGAACGCGAUAGUGGAGUUUACAUUUGCCAAGCUGAUGACUACUUGAGAUUCCCUGGCUCACAAGUCCGCGUUGAGUUGCAAGUUGACAGUGCACCGGUGACCUAUGCGCCAUUCUCUAGCUGCCAACCCUACGAAGCGACUUGUGGAAACGGCCAGUGCAUCCCUAAAUCUGCCGUUUGCGACAACAACUACGACUGUGCCGACCGAUCUGAUGAGGAGAACUGCCACCACGACGGCAUGUGCGAACCCAACCAGUUCAAGUGUAACAACCAUAAGUGUGUAUUGAAGACGUGGAUCUGUGACUCCGAAAACGACUGCGGUGAUGGUUCUGAUGAACAAAACUGUGGAAGGACGACCGACGGCAGAUGCUCGCCUGCUGAAUUCAGCUGCAGUGCCGGAGACCAGUGCAUUCCCAGGAGUUUCCACUGCGAUGGACAGACUGAUUGCCAGGACGGCUCCGACGAGUAUGGUUGCAUGCCCGUGCACGUCACAAGCCCCCCGAAACCUUCGAAUGUGAAGCUGAACCCCGGCGAUACGUUGGUUUUGAGAUGCGAGGCUGUCGGAGUACCCGUCCCGUUGAUUUCAUGGCGGUUGAACUGGGGACACGUCCCACCGAAAUGUUCCUUCACCAGCGAUUCCGGCAUUGGUGUUAUUACAUGCCCCAACAUGAUGCCUGAGGAUAGCGGAGCCUACUCCUGCGAGGCUAUCAACAACAAAGGCACUACGUUCGCCGCACCGGAUUCUAUUGUAUUCGUCAAUAAGACUGACCCCUGCCCUCGUGGAUAUUUUAACAAUGAGGCACGUUCAGAGAGUGAGUGCAUCCGAUGCUUCUGUUUCGGAAAGUCCAGCCAGUGCCGUAGCGCCGAUUUGUACACUUACAAUAUGCCUACUCCUCUCGGAGAAGGUGGCACUAGACUAAUUGGAAUCAGGAACUCCCCAUCAGGAGACGUCAUUAUUGAUACGCAACCCAUAUCUAAUCAAUAUUAUUACCAACCUUUGAGGAACGGUGCAGCGGUAACCAAAAUUGACACAUCUGGAUGGCCCAGCGCACAUCCGUACUUGACGCUACCUGAAUCUUACAAUGGCAACCAGCUGAAGUCCUAUGGUGGACACAUCAAGUACACUGUGUCACCACACACCCAAGUUUAUGGUUUCGAUGACAGCAUACCGACAAUCAUUAUCAAGGGAAAAUAUGGCAAUCUGUUCCACAUUAGUCGUGCUGGUGGUUCCCGAGACUUGAACAUUGAGGCCCGUCUGACACCCGAAGACUGGUUGAAGAACAGCUCUAGUGGCUACACACCUGCAACCCGAGAAGAUAUUAUGAUGACCCUCGAUGAAAUCGAAAUGAUCCUCCUACGCUCAGACCUCAACAACGCCGGAGUAAAUAUUUCCGACUUCGCUAUGGAAUCUGCUGAACAUAUCAACGUUGGUCUCGGUGCCGCCAGUCUGGUGGAAGAGUGUACCUGCCCCAAGGAGUACGUUGGACUUUCUUGUCAGAAAUGCGCGUCAGGCUAUAUUCGCAAGAAGGUUGGCCCUUGGCUCGGUGACUGCAUGCCCGAAGAAUGCCCACCAGGAACCUACGGUGAUCCAGCCAGCGGCAUACCUUGCAAGCAAUGCCCAUGCCCCUUGACUAACCGCGAAAACCAAUUCGCCAGGACUUGCUCACUAGGACCCGAUGGAAGCGUAUAUUGUGAUUGCUUCCCUGGUUAUGAAGGCAAGCACUGUGAGGUGUGCGCCCCUGGCUAUGAAGGUAACCCAAUGAUUCCUGGAGACUCCUGUAAACCCGCUCGAAGGGACAACUGCAACCCUACUGGUACCAAGGUCAUCCGCCCACCAGAUGAGUGUGUCUGCAAAGAGAACGUGCAGGGACGCUUCUGUGACCAGUGCAAGAACGACUCCUUCUACUUGUCCUCAGACUUUAGGCAUGGAUGCGCACUUUGCUUCUGUUCGGGUGUCUCGCAACAAUGUAUGAGCAGUAACCUGCGCCGUAAGACAAUCAGUGUACAGUUCAACGUACCUCAGAUCGUGGAUCAGGUGAAGAUCUACAACAUCUCCCCAACUGGACCACCCGGCUCUGUCAGAUACACAGCACCAGUCGAAACUGAACUCAAACCUCAACUGUACAGGGGUGAUAUUUCCUUUGAUCAACUUGACCGCUCACAAUCCACUAUCUACUACUGGAGUCUGCCUUCCAGCUUCGCUGGUGAUAAGGUGACAUCAUAUGGUGGUUCACUAAACUAUGUGUUGAAGAACGUACUGAACUCACCCGAUGCGAGAUACAGGAAUACCGCAGCUGAUGUUCAAUUGAUUAGCAAAAACCGCCUGACAUUCCACUAUUUCGGUGAUUUCAUAGCAUCUCAUGAAGGUAUUCUGAACGCCAGUGUACAGUUCCUUGAAAAGGGAUGGCAGAGACCUGAUGGCAAGGAGGUGUCUCGUGAGCACUUCCUUCUCGCUUUGGCUGACGUAAAGACAAUCUUGAUCAAGGCUACUUAUGCUCCUGGCACGGAAUUUGCUUCACCAGUCAGUGCCAGUAUAGAAACUGCAGAACCAGACGGUUACGGACCCACUGCUUUCCACGUGGAACAAUGUAUGUGUCCCCCUGGUUACGUCGGAACUUCCUGCGAAGACUGCGCACCUGGAUUCAAGAGGAGCUCAAGUGGUCUUUACUUGGAACUCUGUGAGCCAUGUGAAUGUAAUGGAAAAUCGAACAUGUGCAAUCCAGAAACCGGAGUGUGCUACGACUGUGCUGACAAUACUGAUGGUGAUGAGUGCGAACUAUGCAAGCCUGGAUACGAACGGGAUCCUUACGGAAACUGCGUUGAACUGCGCUCUAGCACUGUGCAGCCAUGCCGAUGCGACCCCCGUGGAACAACUGCUCCCUGUGACAGUAGUGGCAACUGCUUCUGCAAACAGAACGUUGAAGGUGAUUCCUGCGACCGUUGCAGACCUGGUUCCUUCGGACUUGACGCUAACAACCCUAACGGAUGCCUGUCUUGCUACUGUUCUGGCGUUUCUUCUGAUUGCCACGAAGGCAACCACUUCACAAGGGUACCAAUCGCAGCGCCGGUACUUGGUGAAAACUACGGAGGAUUUACAAUCACGGAUUUGAACGCCGAGAGAGUGACCCAAGAUAACUUCCAACCGAUGUUCCAACAAAGCGAGCUGGUCUACACUUUCGCCUUCAGACCUGAUAUUGAGCUGUACUGGUCACUACCUAUCUUCCCUGGUAACCGAGUUCUCUCGUACGGUGGUACUAUCUCUUUGAGACAGAAAUUCAAUUCUAACGUAUAUUCGAUGUCUGAGCGUGGAACCGACGUCGUUCUCGACGGUGGUGACAUCUCUAUCUACUGGACCAACCCCAACCAGUUCCCAGUUGGAGUUUCUUACAGCUACCAAAUUCCUCUGAAAGAAGAAGGAUGGUACAUCUUGAACACCGUUACUCCUGCAACUAGAAGCAACUUCAUGAGUGUGCUUAGGAACCUGAAGAGAGUGCUAGUGCGAGCCACAGUUGUCCCCAUUAUCGAUGACACAACUAUCGCCGAUGUUUCUAUGGACACAGCUACCGAAAACUACGACCCGAUCCUUCCAGCUGCCAAGGGCAUUGAGAUCUGCAUGUGCCCGCCCGGUCACUCCGGAACCAGUUGUGAGAGCUGCAAACCAGGCUACUACAAGGACCAACGUGGUAACUGCCAGCAAUGCCCAUGUAACGGAAAUGACUGCCAGCUCAACAUCCAGGGACAAGUUGUGUGCAACUGUCAGCCACCAUACACUGGCUACGAUUGCUCAACUAUCGGAUUGAUAAUGGAACUACAUCCGACUAUCCACGAAGCUGGUGACGACCCUUACUCAAGAAAGGUGACGUUUACAUGCAAAUACCGUGCACCUGAACCGCUCACUAUAAAGUUCUACCAUGAGGGCGCGGAACAAGAUCCUCCAAAGUAUUAUUACGAAGCGAGACUCCACAAGGAUGGAUGGCACUCAACUCAUGUCUGGCAUACCGUCUGGGACACCAGACGACAAGGGGAUACUUACGAGUGUCAUACUAUCACCGAAAAGGGAUUCACCCUCGGUGUACUGACCACCACUUUGCCGGAGCCAGGCGGUGAAUCGUCAGUAACACCGGUACCUGUUCCGCAACCAGAACCAACAGUCGAGGUGAUGAUCACCAGCCCAACCAUAAAGAUCCAGGAAGUCGGCAGCAGCGUUAACUUCACUUGCCGAGCCCAAAGUCGUAACUCGAGAAUGCGUUUGCCUGUUAGAUGGAUCAAGAGCGGAGGAGAGCUACCUCUUGGUCGCUACCAAAUUGAUGAAAAUGUCGGUCUCCUUCUAAUCACCAAUCUGCAGGUUUCCGAUAGCGGCAAAUACAUUUGCGAAACCAAUGACGGAGUCAACACGGCCCAAGCUAUUGCUACCCUCAAAGUGCCUGGAAACGAAAUGACUAUGCCAAGCGUCGAAAUAUACCCGCCAGUAAACGACUAUUAUGAAGGAGACUUCGUUCAGUUGGAAUGCCGCGUCAGAGGCAACCCCACUCCUACAAUCAGGUGGCAAAGAGGAUCUAACCAACUCCUCCCAUUGUCUUCAACGUAUUAUGACACCCGAUUUGAAAUUGAAAGUGCUCGUGUCGAAGAUUCCGGUGAAUACAGAUGCAUUGCCAGCAACACUGUUGGAUCUGCUGACCGCACAGCAGUAAUCACGAUUCGUCCUCGCCCACCGUGGCAGCCAAGUGACAAACUUACUGUCUCCAUUCCAACUCCAACUGUCGAUGAAGGCCAGAGCAUAAUGAUUGCUUGCACAGGCACUACAAACAUCCCAGCAGGAUCUAUCGACUGGGUCAGAAAAGACAAUGCGGUGUUCCUAUCAAACGUGAGGUCAGAAAAUGGUGUUCUGUACAUUGAUUACGCACAGCCAGACAACCAAGGGGUGUACAUUUGCCAGUCAACUUUGUCCAACGUAUCACCCGUACAAGUACUUGUGACUGUUGUACAGGCAGAACCAGUGACAGAAACUUACAACAUCUCAGCAUCGGUAGACCGUCUGAAGAUCCCGACUGGUGGAAGUGGAACUGUUGAUUGCAACGUCUCUGGACGCCCCACCCCACUUAUUAAAUGGACGAAGCACGAUGGCUCCCUCGGAUCUGAUGCCAGUCAGCGCGGUAACACGUUGAUCAUAAAUAACGCAAAGGAGAGCGACCAAGGAUACUAUCUAUGCGAGGCCAGUGUUGGUCCCAACGCGGUAGCCAAUUUAUAUGUUUUCGUUGAAAUUGAAAGACGUGAACCACCUAGAGUAGAGAUUUGGCCACCAGAAGACAAGGUCCAGGCAGUGCAAUUAGGAGGAGAACACACAUUGAUCUGCCGAGUUCUUGGAGGCAUUCCUGAGCCAGAUGUCACGUGGAAUAGAAAUGGAGGACGUCCUCUUUCCAGAUUUACAGAAAUCCGUCCCCAUCAUGAACUUAAGUUUACCAAAAUCGAAGUGAACGAUGAAGGCGAAUACACGUGCACGGCACGUAACGAUGCUGGAACUGCCAGCGCUAGUGCUAUUAUCAAAGUAAGGGCCCUCCCUGAGAUCACUAUCGCCCCCAACCCCUACGUGCAAGUCUCCGCUGGCGAGAGCAUCAACAUCGAGUGCAGAGCUAACGGAUACCCCGAACCUGUAGUCUCCAUCCAAUUGGGCGAUUACCGUGAUGUUGCUCCAGCCGCCUCUGGCCACACCUCGUUGCGCAUAGCGUCAGCUAAAGAGGAAGACAGCGGAUUCUACACAUGCACAGCUACCAACGCUGCUGGUACUACUAAAGAGCAGUUCAGAGUGGUGGUGGAUAGAGGAGAUGGUGGUGACGACGGAGGUUUUGACUAUGGAAGCGGAGACGGCGAAAUUGAUCCUGACGCACCUAGAUAUCCUCCAAGACCAGACGAAGUCCCAAGCAACCUAAUCACCAUUGAAGGACAACCAGAAACUAUCUUAUCUUGCCGUCAACCUGGCGACAAUGUGAGGUGGGAUCGUGCUGAUAGACAGCCUCUUCAACCAAACGCAACUCCUGACCGAUCAAGACUUAUUAUCUACAAUGUCUCGAAGAGCGACUCUGGAGAGUACGUCUGCAACAUUUACAACCAAUUUGGCGAAGUGCAGCAAUCAAUCUACACUAGUCUAGUUGUAGUCACUGCACCAAAGAUUACUCUGCGCCCACCAAUACAGACCGUGCACCCUGGGCAAUCACCAAUUGUUGAAUGUAUCGUUGAAGGUGACGAUAUUAUUGAUAUUACAUGGAUACCUCACAACAGGCAACCUUCAAACCGUGUGGAUACUCGGUCCUCUAGACUUAUCUUCAACCAGAUCGAGGUUGAAGACGCCGGCCGAUACGAAUGCUUCGCUCGAAGCAGAUACGCUAACGCAAGCGCCAUCGCCGAGGUCGUUGUAAGCGAAGAUUCGGAUCAUACGGCGUCCGUGUCGCACGACAAUGAGCAGAGGGCACACGUCGGCGCCGCUGUGCACCUCAGCUGCAACGUGUCCCAACCGAACGUCCGCAUCGUGUGGUCCAAGGAUGGAAGUGCGCUCCCCCGAUCAGUGAGACAGAAGCAAAACGGGACGCUCUACAUUCGUCGCGCGCAAAAGUCCGACUCUGGCAAAUACGUUUGCAGUAUUCAAGAUCUAUAUAGAAGAGUAAUAACUAGCAAUUACAUCAACCUGCACAUCCAGGGUUUUAAGUGCUUGGAUACAGAAUAUCCUUGUAACGACAACAGUGCUUGUAUAGACGAAAACUUACUAUGCGAUGGAUACAGCCAUUGUCAAGACAAUAGCGACGAGGAAAACUGCUUGUGGCGAGAUAGACGUUACUUGGAGGGAACACGGACCAAGUACCUCUCACACGAUGGACCUCGAGAACCGACCUCUGAAUCACAACGAUUAGUAUCAAUUGAUCAACCACGAAGGCAAUUUAGAGUUGGAGAUAAUGUAGACGUGCUGUGCAAGGCGAGGUCUGGUAACAUCAGGCUGCAGUGGCUGCGCGUCGGAACCAACCAAUACGUAGCCUCCUUGACAUAUGGCGAUGGAGUAAGGCUGUCUCUGACCGGAGUAACCAACAGUGACGCUGGCGUUUACCGCUGCAUUGGCAGUGACGAUCGUGGCCGAACAUUCUAUGAUGACUUCAACCUUGAAGUUGAAUCAAGCGGACCAUUCUACCCAGACAACAGGGACGUAUCAGUUGCCCAAUACACCGCUCACCUGCGUGACUCAGUUGACCUACCGUGCAUUCACAACUUGGAACACCCUGUAACUAUCGAGUGGAGACGCGAAUUCUCCGCUCUGCCUGCCGAAAUCCGCGCUGACCAGCCCAACCUCUACCUGAACUCUGUGACUGAGGCGGACGCUGGUACCUACGUGUGCCGCGUCAGCAACAGCCGCGCCACUGUCGAAGCUCGCGCUAUCUUGACUGUCACUGGAGUAGUUCCACGUUUCAAUGGAGAUAGCUUCGUCUCACUUCCAACUUUGAGGGAUCCUUACCAACAGUUCGACAUCGAAAUAUCGUUCAAACCCGCCGACAACAAUGGACUGAUCCUCUACAACAGUGAGAACCAAGGACGCGCGGGUGACUACAUUGCUCUGCACCUUAGGGACGGUAUACCUGAGUUCAUCAUGGACACCGGCACUGAACCUCUGAUUGUAAAGGGAGAUCGCCCUCUGCAAUUGAAUGCUUGGCACACAAUAAGGGUGUCCAGAACCAAAUCUAAGGUAACAAUGGACGUCGAUAACACCGGACCAUUCAUUGCGGAAUCUCCUGAGCAGUGGGUGGUGCUUGAACUGAAGCAGCCUCUGUACAUCGGAGGAGUGCCUGACUACGACCAACUGCCUAUUGAGCUAGCUGGAACAUCUGGUUUCAUCGGUUGCGCUAGCAUGCUCAUUUUGGGCAGAGAAGAAAAAGACAUCAUGAUGGACAGUCUGGAACGCAGCCGCGUAAGCGAAUGUGACUCCUGUUCUCCCAACCUUUGCUUGAACGGAGGAGUAUGCCAGGAGGCCCGUAACGAACGUGGUUAUAGUUGCAUUUGCGCGUCAGGGUAUGCUGGAGUAAACUGCGAUAGGACAGGUGAUGCUUGCCGUCCAGGACUAUGUGGGCCUGGCAAGUGUACCGACACCGUUGACGGAUACAAGUGUGCUUGCCCCGUCACACACACUGGCAGAAACUGCGAGGAAAAACAAUCGAUUGAGUACCCAGCCUUCACUGGUAGCGCAUAUUUGGCGAUCAAGCCACCAGCACCCUCCCGAACAUUGAGGAUGUCAAUGAGGAUCAAGGCAGCAUCUCCCGUCACUGAUGGAAUCAUCAUGUAUUGUGCUGAGUCACCUCGCGGAUACGGAGGAUUCACGUCUCUGGCUGUCCACGACGCCAGGCUUGAAUUCCGCUACGAUCUUGGAGGAGGAAGCGUACCAGUUGUCCUGGUCAGCAACAGGACCCUCUCAGCUAACGAAUGGACAACCGUUCACAUUGCUCGUGUAGGCUCUGUAGUCUCUCUGCGCAUUAACUCUGUACAUAGCUUCGAGCAGCAACUCGAAUCACCGAAACGGGAUCUUAACUUGGAUACUCCGAUCUUCGUGGGUGGUGUGGACGACUCAAUCACCCUGAACAACAACACCGGAGUUACUGGAGGGUUCAACGGAUGUAUCGCUGACUUCAAGUUGCAUGGUGAAGCUGUGGACAUCGUUAACUCAACUAUUCAAUCAGCGAACGUGAAAGAAUGCAAUGCGUACGUUCGUGGUGACAUCCCUGAUACUGAGAUCGGCUGCCAAUGCCACAACGGUGGAUCCUGCACAACUGACUCCUCAACUUGCGCCUGCCCCGCCGGUUUUGGAGGUUCUCUCUGCGAGAAUCGCGUACCCUCCUCCAUGAGGUCCUCUCGCCAGCCGCCUAGCGAUCCUUGCGCGAUGCGACCUUGCCGCAACGGAGGAACCUGCCGACCUGACCUCAGCUCCAGAAUGAACCACACCUGUGACUGUCCUCUCGGAUACGCCGGCACUUACUGCCAAAUUGCUCUUGAAUUACACCACAGCGUCGGUUUCAACGGCAACGGUUACCUAGAACUUCCCGCAAAUCUCAUAAGAUACGAAAACUUAGACGUAGACCCUGUUAUCAUUGCCCUCGCCAUCUUCACCAGCCAGGAUGGUGUGUUGGUGUACCAGAAGGAAGCCCAAAGCCCACCAUACUACGGUGACUACAUUCUACUGAGAAUUGAGAAUGGCAUUGUCAAAUUCGAAUGGGACAACGGUGGUGGCAAGUCUGAGCUCGCAGUGAACGCCUUCGUCAAUGACGGAGUUCGACACCAGGUUAUCGUCAAAAUGUUGGAGGAUGGCCAGGUGAUCCUAUCAGUCGACGGUAGCGAAAACUCUGGAUACAGUUCUGGCAUCUCCAACCUCAUGAACGCUGACUCAAAUAUUUACCUUGGUGGUAUACCUGACAGCAUCAACCAGCAGGGAUACCCUGGCUUCACUGGUUGCAUCCACCAAAUCGAGCUGAUGAACUCGGACCGAGGCUUGAACCUUGGACAAGUUGCUGUCACUGGAAGGAAUACGCAGCGAUGCAAGGAGUCAAACAGAUAUAUUUAAAGUAACCUCACGAACGACAAUCGAUAACAUAAUCAAUCCUCUACAAUAGCACAAUACUAUGUAAUAUAUAAUAUAAAUUUUCUCAUUAAACAGUAUAAUCUUUAACUUUCAAUUGGUACGAUGUGAAGAGACCAUUUUGAAACAAGAUUACUACUAGUUGUUUUCAAUAAAUAUAAACAAUAAAUGUUGUAUUAGUACUAA
This is a messenger RNA of Spodoptera litura, 12794 nucleotides long. RefSeq names its product basement membrane-specific heparan sulfate proteoglycan core protein. Gene Ontology annotation, cellular component: plasma membrane; axon. Lineage: Eukaryota; Metazoa; Arthropoda; Insecta; Lepidoptera; Noctuidae. Gene Ontology annotation, biological process: homophilic cell-cell adhesion; axon guidance; dendrite self-avoidance. The record is from RefSeq and is a predicted model, not a curated record. Gene Ontology annotation, molecular function: calcium ion binding; cell-cell adhesion mediator activity.